UUUUCCUGCACAUCUGCGGUAGCGUGAUUGUUGUUUUAAAGUUUUUAGAAUAUUCUGUGGUUAGCUUCUUGUUUUGCAGAGCAUAAGUUUCAUUCUGAAAAAGCACCAAAAUGGCGCAAAAACGAUCAUCCAACGGUGUGCGGCUUCUGAAGGAAGAAAGCGAUCUGAUGAUAAUCCGACCGCUGGGGGCCGGACAAGAAGUGGGCCGGUCAUGCAUUAUGUUGGAGUUUAAAGGAAAAAAGAUCAUGCUCGACUGUGGAAUCCAUCCGGGACUUUCCGGAAUGGAUGCGCUUCCGUUCGUCGAUCUCAUCGAUGCCGACCAGAUUGAUCUGCUGUUCAUUUCGCACUUCCAUCUUGAUCACUGCGGAGCGUUGCCAUGGUUUCUGCAGAAAACCUCCUUCAAAGGACGCUGUUUCAUGACGCACGCUACAAAGGCCAUCUACCGGUGGAUGUUGUCUGAUUACAUCAAAGUCAGCAACAUUUCCACGGAUCAAAUGCUGUACACUGAAGCGGACUUGGAGGCUAGUAUGGAGAAGAUUGAAACGAUAAACUUUCACGAGGAACGCGACAUCCUUGGGGUGCGGUUCUGGGCGUACAAUGCGGGUCACGUGCUGGGAGCCGCUAUGUUUAUGAUCGAAAUCGCCGGCAUUCGGGUGCUAUACACAGGAGAUUUUUCGCGCCAAGAGGACCGUCAUUUGAUGGCUGCCGAAAUACCAGCCAUGCGUCCCGACGUACUGAUAACUGAGUCAACUUACGGAACACACAUUCACGAGAAGCGGGAGGAUCGAGAGAGUCGUUUCACGUCCCUAGUGCAGAAGAUCGUAACACAGGGAGGAAGGUGCCUGAUUCCCGUGUUUGCCCUUGGCCGAGCUCAAGAGUUGCUGUUGAUUUUGGACGAAUACUGGAGCCAAAAUCCGGAGUUGCAGGAGAUACCCAUCUACUACGCAUCAUCGUUGGCAAAGAAAUGCAUGGCCGUCUAUCAGACCUACAUUAACGCGAUGAACGAUAAAAUCCGUCGACAGAUUGCCAUCAACAACCCGUUUGUUUUUCGAUACAUCUCAAACCUGAAAGGAAUUGAUCAUUUCGAUGACGUUGGUCCGUGUGUCGUCAUGGCAUCGCCGGGAAUGAUGCAGAGUGGGCUUUCCCGCGAGCUGUUUGAAACGUGGUGUACCGAUCCUAAAAACGGUGUCAUUAUAGCCGGCUACUGUGUGGAAGGAACGCUGGCUAAAACGAUUCUCUUUGAACCAGAGGAAAUAACGAGCAUGAAUGGUCAAAAGCUGCCUCUGAAUAUGUCGGUAGACUAUAUUUCCUUCUCCGCUCACACCGAUUACCAGCAAACGAGCGAAUUCAUCCGCCUGUUGCAACCGACACACGUGGUAUUGGUACAUGGCGAACAGAAUGAAAUGAGUCGCUUAAAGUCCGCGUUGAUGCGCGAGUACGAGGCCAAUCCAAAGAUUCAGAUAACGUUCCACAAUCCACGUAACACCCAACCAGUGGAACUGUAUUUCAGAGGCGAAAAGACCGCUAAAGUAAUGGGAACACUGGCAAUCGGUGAGCCGGCGGAUUGUCAGCGGCUGAGUGGUGUGCUAGUAAAGCGAGAAUUUAAGUAUCAUCUACUGGCUCCAACAGAUCUUUCUAAGUACACCGACAUGAGCAUGUCGAUAGUGACGCAACGACAGAGCAUCCAUUUUCCCGGAUCUACGGUUGUGCUGAAAUUACUUCUUGAACGUGCCGGAGGCCCAGGAUCAGUGGUAGAAUGCCCGCUUGCCGAAGGAAGCACUGCAUCGGCUCGAUUGCGAGUUUGCGAUUGUAUCGAUCUGACUGCCGACGGGAAGAUCGUCACUCUGGAAUGGCAAGCGACGCCGGUGAACGACAUGUAUGCAGAUAUGGUAAUGGCUUGUCUGCUGCAGUGCGAGAUUGCUGGCAGCAACGUUGUCGGGGCGCGUAUGUCCAAGGUGGAUGAGAAACACUAUCAGAAUUGUCUGAUUGAAACGCUGCAGGAGUUGUUUGGAGAGCAAUCGAUGGAAAAGUUUAUCGACUCGAAUAGACUCACGGUUACCGUACGUGGAAAGCGCAUCGUGAUUGAUCUGGAGACAAAUCAAGUCGAGUGCGAACAAGAUGAACAGCUGUACCAGACGGUUUUCAUGACCGUGCGCAAAUUACGUCAAAGUUUAAUGUUGUAGGUGCAUAAUUUCAACAUAAUUACAGAGCAAAUAAAUGAAUUAUCAU
Anopheles coustani is the source of this 2229-nucleotide messenger RNA. It is a transcript of the gene Cpsf73, whose product is annotated as cleavage and polyadenylation specificity factor 73. The record is from RefSeq and is a predicted model, not a curated record. Bases 111 to 2183 code for a protein of 690 amino acids. NCBI's taxonomy places the organism in Eukaryota, Metazoa, Arthropoda, Insecta, Diptera, Culicidae. Gene Ontology annotation, cellular component: mRNA cleavage and polyadenylation specificity factor complex. The transcript has a single exon. Gene Ontology annotation, biological process: mRNA 3'-end processing by stem-loop binding and cleavage. Gene Ontology annotation, molecular function: 5'-3' exonuclease activity; RNA endonuclease activity; RNA binding.